This is a messenger RNA of Octopus bimaculoides (California two-spot octopus), 2696 nucleotides long. RefSeq lists its product as uncharacterized. Gene Ontology annotation, biological process: RNA processing. The record is from RefSeq and is a predicted model, not a curated record. Gene Ontology annotation, molecular function: protein binding; RNA nuclease activity; RNA binding. Lineage: Eukaryota; Metazoa; Mollusca; Cephalopoda; Octopoda; Octopodidae.
CUCCUCUCUCUCUACCUCUCUAGUCCGGUGUUUUCCUCCAUUUGUCUGUUUUCAAUAUUUUUAUAGAAUUUCCAUCUCCCUGGCGAUGUUCUCUCACAGAGAUCUUCAUGAAGAGAUCGAGGAUGCUAUGCUGGAAUAUGAAACAUAUGACAAGUCCUUCCCUUUGCAAAAUGAUCUCGAAGAAGCCGUUUCCCAUUUUGAUCUUCAGAAAGUCUGCAGAAUCCUUGACAAAGGCAUCGACUUGGAGAAUGCAACGAAACAUAGGACAUCGAUUCUUCAUUUGGUUCUGGAAUUGGCGGAGAAGGAGGAGGAUGUGUGGGACGAUGUCCAGCAAAUAUUUGAAAAACUCUUGGCAUUCGGUGCACCAGUUAACAAACAAGACAGAUUUGGCCGGACACCACUUCACCUUGCGGUCAGUUGUGGUCAGUCAUCACAGAUAGUGAAGCAACUGAUAGAGAAAGGUAGCAAAGUUGAUAAACAGGACAAUGCCGGUUGCACUGCCCUCAUGAUUGCCUUCCUGGUGACCCACUACGACAUCAUCGACAUCGUCACUCACCUCUUGGACUCAAACUGCCAGGUGAACCUUCGAGAUCAGAACGGCUGCACAGCCCUCCACUAUGUCUGCAUGAACAAGAAAUAUGAUACAAAGACAAGAUUCCAGAUUCUCAACAAAUUAUUCAGUGCUGGGGCCAGAGUCAAUAUUCGAGACCACGAAGGUUACAGCCCUGUCUGCUAUGAACUGGACCAAGUGUUAAAGAAAUCUCAAGCUUCACACGGAAAGUACACCAAGUGUGACUUAACCAUUCUCCGACGACUUCUUCAAGGUGGCGCCAUCAUUGAUUGCAGAGCCUAUGAGAAACAGGGCGUUUGGUUGCGGAAUAUCCUCAAACAAAACCUCAAUUUAUUGUAUUCUGUGCUGGAUGUUGUGACCCCGACUCAGCGCCACUGUAAACUGUACCAAUUCCGGAGGUUUCUCACAUACACCUAUUCCAAAAGUGAUCAUUUCUGCCCAGACACCUCCAAGAAGCUCAUCGAACACAUGUACCGACCGAUAAACUUAAAACUUAUUUGUAUGACAUACAUCCGAGAUAUUUUAAAGGACCAACUGCACCAGCGAGUGCAUCUGUUGGAGAUCCCUAUAAAACUCCAGCAUGAUAUUUUGAAUGUAUGAAGUAAGAUGUUGAAGCCUGGCCCCACCCAGCCCAGCUGACCCCUUAAGAGCUUGUGAAAAACCAGAUAGUAACAUCAACCCUACCCCCAACAACCCUUUGAAUUCUCCGGCCCAAUUCAGCCCAACUGACUCCCUAAGGGUUCAUGGACUAUUAGAAAGUAACACCAACCCCACCUUAAGGGGCCUUUGAAUUCUUGUCUCAUCCACCAUAUAUAUUUAUGUUAGUGGUUUCUUAAGUGCUGGAUCUUCAACCCCACUCCCAGGGUUUAUAAAAAUUAGGGUCCUUACUCACCACAAGGGUUUAUAAAAUGCUUCGUCUUAAAAACCAACCUUCAAGGGUUUUUAGCAAUCUCAGUUUUAGCCCCAGUUUCAUGAGGUCACAUGUUUGAUUAAUUUGUUAGGGAUCUCACCUUCCCCCUACCCCCACCCCACAUACACCAUCACACAUUAUGGUUUAUACACCCAAGAUUAUAUACCCUGGCAUCUACUUGUAAGACAGACCUUCCAAAGGGUCCAGCUGCAUGGUUCCUUUGCCUGCUAGAAGUAACAGCUAUGUGUCCCUCAAAUCACUCUUCAAACAUCCUGUAAAAAAAAAUUAGACUGUCACAGCUGGAACACACAUACAGUCAUAGAUCUGCUCAUUCGAGACUGACCUAGGGCUAAACAACACAAACCCCUGGCUCACUGUGACACUGUGUCCACUCUUUUUCCCUUCUACUACUACGGUCUCUGCUCCUCUCACCUAUUAAACUGGGUACCAUUCCCACAUAAGCCCAUUGCUCCCACCUCAAAACUAACCACCCAAUCCUUCCCCUUCACAAAUGCCUUCCACUGGAGUACCCUACAUGUUUUCCUCCCAAAUCUGAAAUGGCAGAAGUUCAAACUACCCCACCCAUCCCUACCCCUACCCCACCAGUCAGUGAGGGACGGGGAGGUGGGUGUCAGGGGCCAGGGGUACUGCUUCACAUUUCUAAAGUAACUUGUGGAAUAUAAUUUAUACAUGUAUAUAUAAAUAUAAAUAUAUUAUUCUUAAACAAAAAGGUUGUUGAUAGUGACUUUGAAGUUUUGGCUAGCUAAGCCAUUGUUGGACUAAUUGGUUUUAGUAUAACUGAACAUAAAAACAAACAUUGACAUAAAUAAAUAAAAAUAAAAGCCCCUUCAAUCGUUGGGCGAUAUCCUGUGCUUGCGAAGACCUGUCAAUCCAAGUGAAGCCUUAGUCAUGGCCAGGCACCAUUCAAGUGUUUGGCCCUCAUGGAGACAGGUGACCAAGACCUUUGGCAAUAUCCCGUGCUUGUGUUGACCCUUCAGGCCAAGUGAGACUGUAAUUAUGGCUGAUGCCGGUGUCAAAUCAAUGGCACGUAAAAGACAUCCUCUACACUCUUGGAGUGAUUGGUGUUAGGAAAGGCAUCCUACCAUAGACACCUUGCCAAAUCAGAUUGGAACCUGGUGCAGCUUAUCAAUUAUUAGUGGAAUCGUCCAACCCAUGCCAGCAUGGAAAGCGAACGUUAAAUGAUGAUGAUGAUAA